GUUUGUUUUGGUCCAUUCUACACAUUUACAUAUUUGUAGUUGUUGGCAAAUAUCUUGAUACGUGUUUGUGUCGAAUCUUAAUAUAAUAUGGUCCAAGUGUAUUAUCAGUUAGCCUUUAAGGAAGUUGUGCUUUAAUUUUGAAGGAGCUGGGGCAGAAGUGUUGCUGCGGCUGGAGAGAACCAGGGAAGCUAACGUUAACAUCGCUUUAUCACACCUAGUUUCUCUCAGGUUCCCAUAACAUUUAAUAUUAAGAUAAACUAGAUUCGUGACGGUGUCUUACAAUGAUCAUCCCUGUCCGGUGCUUCACGUGUGGGAAGAUCGUGGGUAACAAGUGGGAGGCAUAUCUCGGCCUACUACAGGCCGAGUACACUGAGGGUGAUGCCCUUGAUGCCCUGGGCCUGAAGAGAUACUGUUGUCGGCGGAUGCUCCUUUCUCAUGUGGAUCUUAUUGAGAAAUUGUUGAAUUAUGCUCCACUGGAGAAGUAAUUAGGCACCUUCAAGGACUGCAUGGACCUCGUGGACACAUUCAAUGUCCAUGCCACAGCUCUGUUAAUAUGUUGAUGUGACAAGAAAUGCUGACUACGUUGAAGACUUUCAGAACAUUCAUUUGUGUUUUGCUAAUGUUUUUUUUUUUUUAAAUAAAGCUGUUAAAUGA
Molecule: messenger RNA, 654 nt
Organism: Etheostoma cragini (Arkansas darter)
Lineage: Eukaryota; Metazoa; Chordata; Actinopteri; Perciformes; Percidae
Gene: polr2l
Product: polymerase (RNA) II (DNA directed) polypeptide L
Exons: 3
Coding region: 282-485 (67 amino acids)
Biological process (GO): transcription by RNA polymerase I; transcription by RNA polymerase II; tRNA transcription by RNA polymerase III
Cellular component (GO): RNA polymerase III complex; RNA polymerase II, core complex; RNA polymerase I complex
Molecular function (GO): DNA-directed RNA polymerase activity; DNA binding; zinc ion binding
Source: RefSeq, a predicted model, not a curated record